Sciurus carolinensis (gray squirrel) is the source of this 1196-nucleotide messenger RNA. RefSeq names its product rabphilin 3A like (without C2 domains) (gene Rph3al). Lineage: Eukaryota; Metazoa; Chordata; Mammalia; Rodentia; Sciuridae. The record is from RefSeq and is a predicted model, not a curated record. The transcript has 9 exons. The coding region runs from base 263 to 1165 and encodes 300 amino acids. Gene Ontology annotation, biological process: intracellular protein transport. Gene Ontology annotation, molecular function: small GTPase binding.
AACUUGUGAUCUUCCUGCCUCAGCCGGCCCAUGUCCCUGUUUAGUGGGGAAUAUUCUGCUGGCCAGCAGCUACAUGACCUGCCUGGACCUCUUGGUCACCACUCAGAGUGCUAAAACCAGUACUGGCUUUAUUGACUCUUAGUCCACGAAAUCUGUUCAGGAGGUAGAGACCUUCUUUCAAGUGGAUACGAGUGUUUGCAAAGAGGCCUUUCCCCCCACCCCCAAGAUGUGACUCCCUGCCCCUGUCUGGGUGCUCCAAGCCAUGGCUGACACCAUCUUUGGCAGUGGGAACGAUCAGUGGGUUUGCCCUAAUGACCGGCAGCUUGCCCUGCGAGCCAAGCUGCAGACAGGCUGGUCUGUGCACACCUACCAGACGGAGAAGCAGAGGAGGAGCCAGAGCCUCAGCCCAGCCGAGGUGGACGCCAUUCUGCAGGUCAUCCAGAGAGCCGAGCGGCUAGAUGUCAUGGAGCAGCAGAGAAUUGGGCGCCUGGUGGAGCGACUGGAGACCAUGAGACGGAAUGUGAUGGGGAAUGGCCUCUCCCAGUGUCUGCUCUGUGGGGAGGUGCUCGGCUUCCUGGGCAGCUCAUCAGUAUUCUGCAAAGACUGCAGGAAGAAAGUCUGCACCAAAUGUGGGAUCGAGACCUCCCCUGGCCAGAAGCGGCCCCUGUGGCUGUGUAAGAUCUGCAGUGAGCAAAGAGAGGUUUGGAAGAGGUCUGGGGCCUGGUUCUACAAAGGACUCCCUAAAUACAUCUUGCCCCUGAAGACUCCUGGUCGGGCUGAUGACCCCCAUUUCCGACCUUUGCCUGUGGAGCCAGCAGAGCCAGAACCCAGAAGCACUGAGGUCAGCCGCAUCUACACGUGGGCUCGAGGGAGAGUGGUUUCCAGUGACAGUGACUCUGAUCUCAGCUCCUCCAGCCUGGAGGACAGACUCCCACCCACCAGGGUCAGGAACACAAAAGGUGACAAGCCCGUGGGGGAAUCAGGUGGCAGCACGGAGUCGCCCAGGAUGGGGCUGACCCACCCGCCCAGCCUCCUCUCAGGAAGCCAGAGCAGCCUGGCCAGUGAGACGGGGAUGGGCUCUGCAGACCCUCAGUGGGGCACCCCGCCCUGGCCUGAGCCCAAGGGCCCUGGCAAAAGACACACCCGGGCGAGUCCCCGCUGCUGACGUGGCUCCUGGGGCUUUGAUGCAUGGAGCA